Molecule: messenger RNA, 1585 nt
Organism: Eimeria tenella
Lineage: Eukaryota; Apicomplexa; Conoidasida; Eucoccidiorida; Eimeriidae
Exons: 1
Source: RefSeq, a predicted model, not a curated record
AUGGGUACUGGGAAGCAGCAAACUGGUAAGCUUCAGGGCGGCCCCCCUGGUGUCCCGUCCAAGGCCGAAGGCGCCAGCAGCAGCAAUGCAUCUGCAGCAGCAGCAGCAGCAGCAGCAGCAGAAGGUGCUGCAGCAGUAAUGAUGGCAGCAAAGGAGAGCGAGAGGGAUGGUGCAGCAGCAGCAGCAGCAACUGCUAAUGCAGCUGCAGCAGCAGAAGUCGAAACUGAUGGCGCAGCAGCACAAGCAGCAGCAGCAGCAGCAGCAGUGGAAACUAAUGGUGCAGCAGCAGCACCAGAAAUGACAGAAGUCGAUGGUGCAGCAGCAGCAGCAGCAGCAAAAGAAGCCGAUGCAGCAGAAGAAGUGUCAAAAAAAGAAGGUGCCACAGCAGCGGCAGCAGCAGCAGAAGAUAGUGCAGCAAAAAAAGAUGAAUCUGAAGACAGCGAGAUGUCAGCAGCAGCAUACAAAAUUGCAGCAGCUGCAGCAGCAGCAACAGCAGCAGCUGAUAAAAGUGCAGCGGCACCAGAAGCAGCAAAAAGGAUCGUAGUAGUAGCAGCAGCAAAAGAACGUGCAGCAGCAGCAGCAGCAAAUGAGAGUUCAGCAGCAGCCGCAGAGAGAGAUGGCGCAGCAGCAGAAAACUUAGCUGCAGCAAACGGCAAGGCCACUACUGCAGCGUCAAAAGGCUCUAGUGCAGCAGCAGCAGCAGCAGCAGCAGCAGCAGCAGAUAGCAGCUCGUCCUCAGAUGAUAGUGCUGCAACAACAGAUGAAAGCUCUUCAGAAGAAGACACAACAACAACAACUGAAGACAGCACAUCUUCAGAAGAUAGUGCAGCAGCAGCAGCAGCAGAGUUCAGUACAGCAGCAGCAAAAAUUGCUCCAGCAGCAGCAGAUAGUAAUGCAUGGGAAGAGAUACUGUUUCGUGCAGCAACACAGCAGAAACCAGCAGCAGCAGCGCAGGAUAAAGCAGCAGCAGCAGCACGAGACAAUGCAAGAGCAGCAGCACAAGACAAAGCAGCAGCAGCAGUAGCUGCAGCAGAAGAUAAUGCAGCAGCCACAGAAGGCACAACAGCAUCAUUAGAAGAAGGUGAUGCAGCAGCAGCAGCAGCAGAAAACAGGAAAGCAGCAGCAGAGUCGGAAGGCAGCACAGCAGCAGCUGCUGUUGCUGCUGCCGCUGCUGCAGAAGAUCGUGCAGCAGCAGCCGAAAACAGUGCAGCAGCAGAAGACAGUGCAGCAGCCGACGAUGGUGCAGCAGCAGAAGACAGUGCAGCAGCAGCAGAAGACAGUGCAGCAGCAGAGGACAGUGCAGCAGCAGCUUCUGAAGAUAGUGCAGCAGCAGCUUCUGAAGACAGUGCAGCAGCAGCAGAUGACAGCGAGGACAGCGCGUCGCUGCAGGCUGAGAUAGAUGAGGCUUUUAGUGCAGCAGCAGCAGCAGCAGCAGAAGCAGCAGCAGCAGCAGAUGUAGAGCCCACUGUGGCUUCUGCUGCAGCAGCAGCAUGGGAUCUUAAGAGGACAGCUGCUGCUGCUAGGCGCGCAGAAGAGGCCGUAAAAGCAGCAAGAGUUGCUGCAGCAGCAGCAAGGGGCAUCUCGC